This is a messenger RNA of Anguilla rostrata (American eel), 2638 nucleotides long. It is a transcript of the gene rcc1l, whose product is annotated as RCC1 like. Gene Ontology annotation, molecular function: rRNA binding; guanyl-nucleotide exchange factor activity. Gene Ontology annotation, cellular component: mitochondrial inner membrane. Gene Ontology annotation, biological process: positive regulation of mitochondrial translation. The coding region runs from base 273 to 1667 and encodes 464 amino acids. The record is from RefSeq and is a predicted model, not a curated record. The transcript has 11 exons. NCBI's taxonomy places the organism in Eukaryota, Metazoa, Chordata, Actinopteri, Anguilliformes, Anguillidae.
UCAGAGGUCAGAGUUCAUUGAGCGGUCACUGUCAUGGCUGCCUUCACGUAGCAACACAAUGCGUAAAUUUAUGAACAUAGCAAGCGUAAAAUAGCCUGUGAAGUAUGUUAUUGAGACACAUACCAUGUUUCUUUAUAACGGAUAACAGUUGAUCAUAUUAAAUCUAUUGAUGCGGAAUUUAAAAGAAAGCCCGAUUAAAAACGAACUGAGGUCAGCUAGCUAGCUCACUACCUAGCAGUAGUAGGCAAGCUGCAAGGCAGCUGAAGGACAAGAUGUCGGUUGCCUGUGUUCGGUUGCUCAGAAGGCCCAGCGUCGUGCUGGGGACCCGUAGGUACGCGACCCCCAGCCAGAACCCAAGAACUACAGUUCCCAAGGAGCACGGCGGGCCAGUGUUUCAGUACGCAGGCAAGCACAGAAGGCCCAAGGAUAAGGUGUUCGUGUGGGGCUUCAGCUACACGGGAGCCCUGGGGAUUCCCAGCUUUGUGGUUCCUGACAGUGGAAGGAAAAACCCCAGGAAGUACCAGCUCACACCCUACCGGCUGGAGACUGAGCAGAAGAUCUCCUCGGCGGCCUGUGGCUAUGGGUUCACCCUGCUGUCCUCGACCACGCAGGACCUGACCAAAGUGUGGGGGAUGGGCCUGAACAAGGACUCCCAGCUGGGGUUCCAGCGCUCGCAGCGCGACCGCCAAAAGAGUUAUGACUACGUGCUGGAGCCGUCCCCAGUGUCCCUGCCCUUGGCUAGGCCGCAGGAGACUCGGGUGGUCCAGGUGGCCUGUGGGCGUGCCCAUUCCCUGCUGCUCACUGACUCAGAGGGAGUGUUCAGUCUGGGGAACAAUGCUUAUGGACAGUGUGGGAGGAAAAUUGUGGAGGAUGAAAUAUACAGCGGCAGCCACGUCGUUCACAAGAUCGAGGGCUUCGACAGCCGAGUCGUUCAGGUGGCGUGCGGGCAAGAUCACAGUCUGUUCCUGACCGAGACGGGCAAGGUGUACGCCUGUGGGUGGGGGGCGGACGGUCAAACAGGUCAGUGUUCCCCCCCCCCGGCCCCCGCAACUAGUACACAUCUCCCUAAAUCCCCUUUUCACUGCUCUGCAAAACAACAGUGUUCUCACACCCAUGGUGGGAAGAGGACCUCUGGCUCUUUAUGCAAAGAUGCCAGGGAAACAGCCCACGAGCUGGAAGGAUUUGGAGUUUUUUGUCGCAUUCCUGAGAGAUUCGUUUCCCCCGCCGUCCUCUCUCCACAGAUCAGCUCUCCGCGCCUCCUCCCCCUGAAGGGCGUGGGGAGGGUGCAGCAGGCGGCCUGUGGGGGGACACAGGUGGCCGUUUUGAAUGACAAAGGGGAAGUGUUCGUCUGGGGCUACGGCAUCCUGGGAAAAGGGCCUGACCUAUCGGAGUCCAGGACGCCCGAAAUGAUUCCGCCCUCGCUUUUCGGGAAGUCGGAGUUUAACCCCGCGGUGACCGUCACUCGGAUCCACUGCGGCCUCACGCACUUCGCGGCUAUCACAGACCGCGGGGAGCUCUUCGUCUGGGGGAAGAACCUGCGCGGCUGCCUGGGCAUCGGGAAGCGGCAGGACCAGCACUUCCCCUGGCGGGUGACCGUGCCGGGCCAGGUGGUGGACGUGGCCUGCGGGGUGGAUCACAUGGUGGCGCUGGUCCGGUCGCUGAUGUGAGCCGGUCGGCACGGAGCGGCUCCUGCCCCUCCUGCUUUCCCGCGUCGAUCGGUGGGGGAAGCCCCGACGUCCAUCCCGGCGCCCGCUGAAGGGCUUCAGCCUCGGGAGGAAGUGCACAACUUUUUAGCCCUCUGAGCCCGCCCAAAUCCCAGAGCUCUACACCUUCUGGAUGGACGCCUGGCUUUCUGGUCUAAUCUUCAGCGGAAUAAAUGUACUGGAGUUGAAGACCAUCUGAGGUUGGAAUUUGAAAGGGUUUAAUCCCGAUAUUUAGGUCCAGAUUUGGAAUCCCAAAAAAUGUACUGUUCUGUUGGUGCCCUGCUUUUGCCACCUGCACUGGGAGCACAGCAGCAAUUACACACUGCUAGCCUGACAGCGCUGUGUGGGAGAGCUAGCACUUAUCAAAUAAAGACCGACUGCAGCCGUUGACCUGUGAGUACCUGGGGAGCAGCUAGGGUGCAUUUAUGUGGAGGGAACCCAAAGACUGGCUUAACUUAGGCUUCACCCUGCAGGGUAGGGUGGGCUAUCGUGUCUUACUGCUGUGAACUUGCAGAAACUCAGGCUCACACUAGCGAUGACAUCCAGGCUAUAACCGAUAUCUCCACACCAUUCUUCUGAUGUAAAUGUGUACAAUGUGGAUCCACGCUUUGAAGCCAAUAUUGCCUCCAAUCCUUUUGCUCUCUCCUUGCAUUCUGAACUCUACCUUCUGACCACUUCCGUAAGCGUGUAAAAAAAAUUUGAAGUAUGAUCAUCACGGAACCAGCUUGGUCGCAGUUUGAGUCAGUUUGGUGGGGAAGUUUGUAUUCAGUACUAACACCCUGGAAAACCACAGCAGGCCUUGUGGGUAGAGUCGUUUGUGUGUGCUUGUGCAGACAGUUCGACUCACCGUACACACUCGACUGCACCCAACUCCUCGCUACCUGAAGGGAGCCAACCUUGUUAUUUCUUUGAAAAUAAAAUGCAUCGCAAAGUGA